GCCGUGCCAGUAUAAAUGCGCGGCCCGCGCGGGCCUGGCCAUUCGCGACCGGGAGCUGAGCGGGCGCGUACGAGCAGGGGCUCUGGGUGGGCGGCGGCAGCAGCGGCGCCCCGCGCAGGCUGGAGGCCGCCGAGGCUCGCCAUGCCGGGAGGACUUUAGCUCCCCCAUGGAGUCGGCCGACUUCUACGAGGCGGAGCCGCGGCCCCCGAUGAGCAGCCACCUCCAGAGCCCCCCGCACGCGCCCGGCAGCGCCGCCUUCGGCUUUCCCCGGGGCGCGGGCCCCGCGCAGCCCCCCGCCCCACCUGCCGCCCCGGAGCCGCUGGGCGGCAUCUGCGAACACGAGACGUCCAUCGACAUCAGCGCCUACAUCGACCCGGCCGCCUUCAACGACGAGUUCCUGGCCGACCUGUUCCAGCACAGCCGGCAGCAGGAGAAGGCCAAGGCGGCCGCGGCCCCCGCUGGAGGCGGCGGCGACUUUGACUACCCAGGCGCCCCCGUGGGCCCCGGCGGCGCCGUCAUGCCCGGGGGGGCGCACGGCCCCCCUCCCGGCUACAGCUGCCCGGCGACCGGCUACCUGGACGGCAGGCUGGAGCCCCUGUACGAGCGCGUCGGGGCGCCGGCGCUGCGGCCGCUGGUAAUCAAGCAGGAGCCGCGCGAGGAGGACGAGGCGAAGCAGCUGGCGCUGGCUGGCCUCUUUCCCUACCAGCCCCCGCCGCCCCCGCCGCCCCCGCACUCGCACCCGCCGCCCGCGCACCUGGCCGCCCCGCACCUGCAGUUCCAGAUCGCGCACUGCGGCCAGACCACCAUGCACCUGCAGCCCGGCCACCCCACGCCGCCGCCCACGCCCGUGCCCAGCCCGCACCCAGCGCCCGCGCUCGGCGCCGCUGGCCUGCCAGGCCCCGGCGGCGCGCUCAAGGGGCUGGCCGCCGCGCACCCCGACCUGCGCGCGGGCGGCGGCGGCGGCGGCGGCGUAGGCAAAGCCAAGAAGUCCGUGGACAAGAACAGCAACGAGUACCGGGUGCGGCGCGAGCGCAACAACAUCGCGGUGCGCAAGAGCCGGGACAAGGCCAAGCAGCGCAACGUGGAGACGCAGCAAAAGGUGCUGGAGCUGACCAGUGACAAUGACCGCCUGCGCAAGCGGGUGGAACAGCUGAGCCGCGAACUGGACACGCUGCGGGGCAUCUUCCGCCAGCUGCCCGAGAGCUCCCUGGUCAAGGCCAUGGGCAACUGCGCGUGAGGCGCGCGGCGGCGGGACCGCCCUGGGCCGGCCGCUGGCUGGGACCCAGGGAGUGGUUUCGGGUCUCCGGAUCCCAAGACUGCCCGAGCCGCGCAAGCCGGGACUAGGAGAUUCCGGUGCCGCCUGAGAGCCUGGCCUGCCGCGCGGCCCCCUUGCCUUCCUCGGCGCCGGACACGGUGCGUCUAAGCUGAGGGGUCGGGCAGAGAGGAGAAGCGCCGUGGGGCUGAGCCGGGAGCCCGGCAACUCUAGUAUUAAAGGAAUAACCCUGUGCCUUGGAAACGCAAACUCACCGCUCCGAUUCCUACCGAGUAGGGGGAGCAAAUAUGUGCCUUGUCAUUUUAUUUGGAGGGUUCCUGACCCCGCGAAAGAAGGAGGGGUGCAGGCCCCCCUACAGGAGGAAGGUUCAGGGAGCAGAGAUCCUGAUAAGCCAGCCCCAGCCGCUCCUGAGCGCCUGUCCUUGGAGGGGAGGAAACACAGGGACUUGGGGCUUUGAACCUAAGGUUGCUCCCCUAGUUCUACACGAAGGUGGAGGGGCCCUAGUUCCUUGCCUCUAAACUCCCAACCUGCAACAGGCUGGGCUCUUCCGGGCAGAACUCACUGAGAUGGGCGUCACCAGGUGACCGGUGGGAGCCUGCGGCCCCCAGUCAGAUCAGAGAGCUAGGUGGUGCGUUACUCUGAGGACAUAUGUUCGUGGGAGUGGUGGCCAGGUGGGAGAGGGGAACCUAGAGAUCUGCUCUGGGGGUUAGUAGGGGGUGGUGAAGGGACCCUGGGACCAUCAGCCUUGUCUGUACUGUGUGUCGCCAGCAUUGCCAUACAAACAUAAAGCACAGUCAGUCCACCCCAGAGGGACCGAAGUUAUGAAAAGCUUUCCAAAUAUUUUGCUUUAUCAGCCGAUAUCAACACUUGUAUCUGGCCUCUCUGUGUCCCAGCGGUGCCUUGUGCAAUGUGAAUGUGCACGUCUAUGCUAAACCACCAUUUUAUUUGGUUUUUGUUUUGUUUUGGUUUUGCUCAGAUACUUGCCAAAAUGAGACUCUUCGUCAGCAGCUGCAGGGAGGGUCUUGCGGCUCUCUUUCCUUUUGGUUUUGGGAUUGCUUUUGCUCCCAGGGGAACCAAAGAGGCGAGGUGGGCUUCCCCUUUCCCCUCAGCUUUCCCUGGGGGUGGCUGUGGGCCUCGGCCCCCUCGAGUCUGGGCUGCCCACAGCCUGGUUCCCCCCCCCCCCCCCCCAAGAGGCCCUGGCUCCUGGUCUGGAAGGGAGGCAGCCUGAGCCAGCACUCACAGAUCAGAUCCCUGGGCCUGGGAGCGGGGAAGGCUGGCUUGGUUCUCUUCUUUGGGGAGAACAUGGAGUUUCAUGCUAGAUGUUUUAUGUAUUAUAUCUAUAAUAUAAACAUAUCAAAGUCA
Messenger RNA from Hippopotamus amphibius kiboko, 2635 nucleotides. It is a transcript of the gene CEBPA, whose product is annotated as CCAAT enhancer binding protein alpha. Gene Ontology annotation, molecular function: RNA polymerase II cis-regulatory region sequence-specific DNA binding; DNA-binding transcription factor activity, RNA polymerase II-specific. The record is from RefSeq and is a predicted model, not a curated record. The transcript has a single exon. Lineage: Eukaryota; Metazoa; Chordata; Mammalia; Artiodactyla; Hippopotamidae. The coding region runs from base 167 to 1237 and encodes 356 amino acids. Gene Ontology annotation, biological process: DNA-templated transcription; myeloid cell differentiation; regulation of transcription by RNA polymerase II.